AUGUCGGCAGCACCCCCUCCGGAGGAUGUCCCCAUAGAGGUGCGGAAGAAAGACGCGAAUCGCUCCUUUCCAGAGGCCGCCUCCGUCGCCGUCGCCGCCCACACCAGCAGCGACCUCUACGCUCAGCUUGGUCUUUCGCGGGACGCCACCGACACUGAGGUUCGGCGAGCCUACCGGAACCUGCUGACCAGAGCGCAUCCUGACAAGGGAGGGGACCCUGAGCGCUUCCGAAGGAUACAGGCGGCGUACGACGUGCUUUCGGAGCCGACGAAGCGCAAGCUGUACGAUCAGACAGGACGGAUUCAAAAAACUGCCGACCAGGAGUUCGUCGAGCGGUUCGCUAACGGUGCCUUCAACGAUCCUGUCCUGGCUGCCGCCGCCGCAGCCGCCGGCGGCGGUGGUGGGGCUGGCGUUAGCAGUGGUAGCUUGGCGGAUCAGAUCAUUGUACGGCAUAACGCCGGAGAGGCGCAGAGCCACACUGCCGGCUUCGAGGCAUGGAUGCGUUCCCGUGGCGAUGGGGCCGGCAACGUAUUCACAGCGGAGACAGUGGCCGAGCAGUACGGCGUUGCACGGCAGUCGUACGAUCCCGUACUGCUGCCAAAGGCUGAUGUAUUGCAAGUGUUGUGCCGCGGCCCGGGGGAUCGAGUGGCUGACAGCUUGGUUUUGGAGGCGGUUCCGCUGGCUUCGGAGCUGGAAUGGGGCCAGGUGCUGGUCGCCGUCAAGUACGCCCCCAUCAGCGCCGCGGACACGUACACCGCCCGAUUGGGUGGCGUGUACGGCAGCGACACGGCACCUAAGCUGCCGUACGUGGCCGGACACGACGGCGUGGGGGUGGUACUGAAGGUUGGUCCCGGUGUCAAGUCUCUGUGUGAGGGUGACUUGGUGUUGCCGCUGCGCCCCUUCGCGGGCACCUGGACCUCAGCUGCUGUAUGGCCGGAGCGCCACCUGCUGCGACUGCCCAAGGACGGCUGGGGAUUGCCGCUGGAGUACCUGUCCAUGAGCCGUGAGCUGGUGGUGGCGUACCAACUGCUGGAGCAAGGUGGACUGAAGCCCGGCGAUGCCGUCAUUCUGAACGCCGCCAGCAGUACGGUUGGUCAGACGGUGUUGCAGCUAUCCAAGCUGCUGAGGCUGAGGGCAGUAGCGGUCGUACAUCGUGGCCGCAGCAGCACCCGCGGCCGUGUGGAGGGAGGAGGUAUCAGCUGCGCCGAAGGCAGCGGCGACAACAAUAUCGACGGCGUCGAUGAAGCCAAAUGGGAUCGUACGGCGGCCUGGCUUCGUGGCCUGGGCGCGGUGGAGGUGCUGGCAGACGAAGGCUCGUUGCGGGCGGAGCUGGACCGGCUGCGCUUCUUCUCCCGGCCCCGUCUGGCCCUGGACGCUGUGGGCGGCGAUUCCGCCCUGCGCCUGAUGGAUACACUUAACGAGGGCGGUGAGCUGGUGGUGUACGGCUGCAUGAGCGGCCGUUCGCCGGUCUUCCCUUGGCAGUCCUGGGUGUUCAAGGAUGUGCACGUGCGAGGCUUCAACCUGCGGCGCUGGAUAUCGGGCCGUCCAGCGCGCCUGGCGGAGGCCCUGGAGGCUUUAGGCAAGCUGGUGGCGGCGGGCAUGCUGGGCGUGGAGUUUACCGAGUACGACAUCACCGAGUGGCGAGAAGCGCUGGAGCAUGCGCAAGAGCGCGGCAAGCGGACCAAGGUCAUCCUUCGGAUGACCGACCCUUGGGUCACUGGCGGCGACCCCGUGCCACCCACCAUCACUACUUCUACGCCCACCGCGGUGCCGGUGCCGCUAGUGACCAGCAACAUGGAGACAGCAGUCAACGGAGAGGGGGGCAUGCUGCCUGGUUUUAGCGCCUCCGGGCCAGCCCCCGUUGACAACCCCGCUGCCGCAAGGGCCUCCCAGGCGCCCUCUGUGGCGAGGCCCAAGGGGCUGAAGACGGGCUCCUUUCCCGCUAGAAACACCCCGAGGCCGGUCGUCGUAUCCACAACUGCUGAGCUACGAGCGUACUGA
This is a messenger RNA of Volvox carteri f. nagariensis, 2001 nucleotides long. RefSeq names its product molecular chaperone (gene dnj24). The coding region runs from base 1 to 2001 and encodes 666 amino acids. Gene Ontology annotation, molecular function: trans-2-enoyl-CoA reductase (NADPH) activity. Gene Ontology annotation, biological process: fatty acid metabolic process. Lineage: Eukaryota; Viridiplantae; Chlorophyta; Chlorophyceae; Chlamydomonadales; Volvocaceae. The record is from RefSeq and is a predicted model, not a curated record. The transcript has 12 exons. Gene Ontology annotation, cellular component: mitochondrion.